CCAGAGCCCGAACUCCUCCUCUCCGUCCUUCUCUGGGUUCGCAGAAGCAAGGGGGGCAGGAGCCCCUUUCGUUUCUUCUGUUUCGCGAACCCCAAACGGGGCCGACCUCCCGUCUCCCUUCCUCUCUCCCGGGGCUGCUGUUCGCGAGCCCUAGAGAAGACCGACGCCAGCCUCCUCCGUCACCUUUGGGUUGGACAAGGCCGACUCCCUGCUCCCGUAAGCCCUAGUUCUCGUCCGUCCCUAGUUACUGAAACUUCUUCUCCGAUCCUUCUUCCCGCAGAGAGCAAGGAUACUUUCAGCAGAUCUCUAUUCGUAGUUGGAGAAAUAGGUGGAAAUGAUUACAACCAUGGUUUCCUACAAAGUUGGUCCGUUGAAGAAGCCAAAUCUUUGGUUCCUCAUGUCAUCAACACAAUUAGUACGGCAAUUAAUGAUUUAAUUGAUAUGGGGGCAAAAACUUUGUUAGUUCCUGGAAACUUCCCAGUAGGAUGCAUAGCAGCAUUUCUCACAUACUAUGAGAACUCAAAAGUAGAAGACUACAAUACGAGCACAGGCUGCAUUAAUUGGUUGAACGAGUUCUCAGAGUAUCAUAAUAAUAUUCUCAAGCUGGAGCUCAAUCGUCUUCGCUAUAUUCACCCCCACACCACCAUUAUUUACGCUGAUUACUUCAAUGCAGUUAUGAACAUCGUUAGCCCUGCAAAUAGCACAAGGCUUGAAAGAGUACCUUUAGUUGCAUGUUGUGGUAGCGGCGGUGGUCGAUACAAUUACGGAAAGAACACAAGUUGUGGAAGCGAGAAUUCAACCGUGUGCGAUGACCCGUCGACUUAUCUUAGCUGGGAUGGCAUGCACUUUACAGAGGCAACAUAUAAGUCCAUAGCCAAGGGAAUCCUGGAAGGGCCUUUUGCUGAUCCUUCUAUCAAUAAGGCAUGUAGUUCUUCCAAUAUUGGAUAUGUGGUAAAAGAACUUGCAAUUAAUGUUUCCAAAGCAGAUUAGAGGAGAAAAUUUUGUAUAAAAAAUGUAUGUACGUACUAAGGGAUCCUAUUGCAGUAA
Molecule: messenger RNA, 1047 nt
Organism: Dendrobium catenatum
Lineage: Eukaryota; Viridiplantae; Streptophyta; Magnoliopsida; Asparagales; Orchidaceae
Product: GDSL esterase/lipase At2g27360-like
Exons: 4
Molecular function (GO): hydrolase activity, acting on ester bonds
Source: RefSeq, a predicted model, not a curated record